This is a messenger RNA of Grammomys surdaster, 2991 nucleotides long. RefSeq names its product phosphoglucomutase 2 like 1 (gene Pgm2l1). The record is from RefSeq and is a predicted model, not a curated record. The coding region runs from base 153 to 2018 and encodes 621 amino acids. Gene Ontology annotation, molecular function: glucose-1,6-bisphosphate synthase activity; intramolecular phosphotransferase activity. Gene Ontology annotation, biological process: carbohydrate metabolic process. Lineage: Eukaryota; Metazoa; Chordata; Mammalia; Rodentia; Muridae. The transcript has 14 exons.
UGCGGCAGGAGCUGGCGCUGACUGAACAGCUCGCGGUUGGUCUCCGAUGCCCUUCGUCAAGGAGGGGGUUUCUGGACCCUGGUGAGCGCACCUAGAGCCCCCGGACUCGGUGUCUUCGCCCUCCCCUCGGGCCCGCAACCCGUGUGUCUGCCAUGGCUGAGAACGCAGAGGAUGACCUGAACUCUAACCUGCUCCACGCCCCCUACCUCACUGGAGACCCCCAGCUAGACACGGCCAUCGGGCAGUGGCUGCGCUGGGACAAGAAUCCCAAAACGAAAGAGCAGAUUGAAAAUCUCUUGCGGAAUGGGAUGAACAAAGAGUUGCGUGAUCGUCUUUGUUGCCGGAUGACUUUUGGGACUGCAGGACUUCGAUCUGCCAUGGGAGCAGGGUUUUGCUACAUUAAUGACCUUACAGUAAUACAAUCAACACAGGGGAUGUACAAAUACCUGGAGAAGUGUUUUUCAGACUUCAAACAGAGAGGCUUUGUUGUUGGCUAUGAUACUCGGGGUCAAGUGACUAGCAGCUGUAGCAGUCAAAGGCUUGCUAAACUCACUGCUGCAGUGUUGCUUGCUAAAGAUGUUCCUGUUUACCUUUUUUCAAGAUACGUUCCUACACCUUUCGUACCAUAUGCAGUUCAGGAACUCAAAGCAGUUGCAGGUGUGAUGAUUACUGCAUCUCAUAACCGCAAAGAGGACAAUGGGUACAAGGUUUAUUGGGAAACUGGUGCUCAGAUCACAUCUCCACAUGAUAAAGAAAUUCUGAAAUGUAUAGAAGAGUGUGUGGAACCCUGGAAUGAUUCUUGGAAUGAUAAUUUAGUGGACACCAGCCCACUGAAGAAAGAUCCUCUGCAGGACAUUUGCAAGAAAUACAUGGAAGAUCUGAAAAAGAUCUGUUUUUACAGGGACUUAAAUUCAAAGACCACCUUGAAAUUUGUACAUACCUCCUUUCAUGGAGUUGGACAUGACUAUGUGCAGUUGGCUUUUCAAGUAUUUGGUUUUAAGCCUCCAAUUCCAGUCCCAGAGCAGAAAGACCCAGAUCCAGACUUUUCUACUGUUAAAUGUCCAAACCCUGAAGAAGGAGAAUCUGUGCUGGAACUGUCCUUACGACUGGCAGAGAAAGAAAAUGCCCGGAUAGUGCUAGCCACAGAUCCUGAUGCAGACCGGCUGGCCGUGGCAGAACUUCAGGAGAAUGGUCGUUGGAAAGUUUUCACAGGGAAUGAGUUGGCGGCUUUGUUUGGGUGGUGGAUGUUUGAUUGCUGGAAGAAAAACAAACCAAAUGCCGAUGUGAAGAAUGUUUACAUGUUAGCCACCACUGUCUCCUCUAAAAUUUUAAAGGCAAUUGCACUUAAAGAAGGAUUUCAUUUUGAAGAAACAUUACCAGGCUUUAAAUGGAUUGGAAGUAGGAUAAAAGACCUCCUAGGACAUGGAAAAGAAGUCCUUUUUGCAUUUGAAGAGUCUAUUGGCUUUCUGUGUGGAACCUCUGUGCUGGACAAAGAUGGAGUGAGUGCAGCUGCUGUUGUUGCUGAAAUGGCCUCUUUCCUGGAUACCAGGAAGGUAACACUGAUGGAGCAGCUGACAAAAGUGUAUGAAAUAUAUGGUUAUCACUUGUCAAAAACUUCAUAUUUCUUGUGUUAUGAUCCACCUACCAUCAAAACCAUAUUUGAAAGGAUUCGCAAUUUUGAGUCUCCAAAGGAAUAUCCAAAGUUUUGUGGGGCAUUUGCUAUUUUGCAUGUACGGGACAUAACCACUGGAUAUGAUAGCAGCCAGCCAAAUAAGAAAUCAGUACUGCCUGUGAGUAAAAACAGCCAAAUGAUUACAUUUACUUUUCAAAAUGGCUGUGUUGCUACUCUUCGAACGAGUGGGACAGAACCGAAGAUAAAGUAUUAUGCAGAGAUGUGUGCGUCACCUGGCCAGAGUGACACUACCUUACUGGAAGAAGAAUUGAAGAAACUCAUUGACGCUCUGAUAGAGAAUUUUCUUGAGCCCAGUAAGAAUGCACUGAUCUGGCGUUCUGUGUAGGGCACAUCAGUACGUUGUUAUGACUUUGCACUGACAUAUGGAAUGAAACCUCCAAGAACUCCACUCAGUGAACCUUGUGUUAGAAUUCUCUCAUCUGCCAAGUUAUCGUUCCCCUUUUCUUUCCUGUGUUCAGCUGGCUAAGUAGAUUAUAUACAUUUGAAAUGAAAAUGUUUGGAUAUAAGUCAGAUAUUUUCGUAGUCUUAAAUGACAGUUAUUACAAUGGAAGUGUUCCAGUGGCACGCUGUUUCUCCUGUAUCACAAAAAUACAAAAGUGAGUUUUCUUAUUGAACUGUGGUUAAGCUUAGUUACGUAGCUUGUAAUUGUGUAUGGCAUGGUUUAAAAGAAGUCAAACAUUAUAUAACUAUAGGAUUAGUUAAGGAAAUUAUUUCUUAAAGGUGUGUGUGUGGCUGGGAGCACUGUUCCUGCCCAGGGUUGGAAAGUUCUUAUGUUGUAGAUACUGUUUUUCAAACUAGAAACCCAGCUUGGUGGCAUAUUCCUGUCAUUACAGACCGUAGGAGGCUGAGGCAGGAGGACUUUAUGGCCAGCCUGGACUGCACAGUAAUUCUCUGUCUCCAAAAAAGAAAAAAAGAAAGAAAAGAAAACAUGUUGAUAGUUUAUUUAGGUUUUCUGAUUUAGGACAGAUGUUACAGUCUGUGGUUCUGCACCUCUGAUUCAGGUGCCCUUGGUGUGGUGUACAUUUACUGUAUGUAUUUAAGACUGAUGUUUACUGAACAUGAAACAGUAGUGGCAGCACUCCUCAUAGCUUUAUUCUUGUCAAAUUCCUCAGUGCAUUCUCAGGGUCUAGUGUGUACUGAAACAAUGUUCCUGCAUUGAAUAUGAUUCCGUCAGUCCAUUUUCAGAUAGUUAAGGGAAAUCUUCCAAACUAUAUAGGUGCUUCCUCUAUAGGAAACAGAUUUGUUGAUUCUAAAGAUGGUUGUAGAAAAAAGUCUUAAUAAAAUUUGGCUUAAUGUAA